GUAAAGCGGUGGCUCAGCAAGGGCUGCUGCGCGUCUCCGAGCUGCCUGGGAGCGCGCCCCGGGGCUCCGCCCAGACUCCUGCAGCGAGCCGGGUCUGCGUGCUGAGGCUGGAGCUGGCGGGUCGAGGACAGGAAAGGAAGACCCAGAGAUUUCAAUAUUUGCAAAAGGAACAAGUCUGGGCAUUCUGAAGAUUGGAAUUUUGUGAACUUAUAAAAUAGUCUCUAGGUGGAAGAAUCAAGAUACUAUCUGAGAACUAGAAACUGUAUAAAGCCUACCAUCAUUGAGUCAAAGUUCAAGUUUACAGUCUACAUGGUCUGAAAGACUAGAAGCCAAAGAAUUAACACAAAAUUGACCCAGACAACCUGUUUGAAAUGUGGUGGUUUCAGCAAGGCCUCUGUUUCCUGCCAUCAGCACUUGUAAUUUGGACAUUUGCUACCUUCAUAUUCUCAUACAUUACUGCAGUAACACUCCACCAUGUUGAUCCUGCAUUGCCUUAUAUCAGUGACACUGGUACAGUACCUCCAGAAAGAUGCCUCUUUGGAGUGAUGCUAAAUAUUGCUGCAGUUUUAGGUAUUGCUACCAUGUAUGUUCGUUACAAACAAGUUCAUGCACUGAAUCCUGAAGAGAACCUAAUCAUCAAAUUCAACAAAGCUGGCCUUGUACUUGGGAUACUGAGUUGUUUAGGACUUUCUCUUGUGGCAAAUUUCCAGAAAUCAACACUGUUUGUUGCACAUGUAUGUGGAGCUGUGCUUGCUUUUAGUAUGGGUUCAUUAUACAUGUUUGUUCAGACCAUCAUUUCCUACCAAAUGCAACCUAAAAUUCACAGCAAACAAGUCUUCUGGGUCAGACUGCUGUUGGUUAUCUGGUGUGGAGUAAGUGCACUUAGCAUGCUGACUUGCUCAUCAAUUUUGUACAGUAGUGAUUUUGGUGCUGAUGUAGUACAGAAACUACACUGGAACCCUGAGGACAAAGGGUAUGUGCUCCACAUGGUCACUACUGCAGCAGAAUGGUCUAUGUCAUUUUCCUUCUUCGGAUUUUUCCUGACUUACAUUCGUGAUUUUCAGAAAAUUACUUUGCGGGUGGAAGCCAAUUUACAUGGAUUAACCCUCUAUGACACUGCUCCUUGCCCUGUAACCAAUGAAAGAACACCACUGCUUUCCAGAGACUUUUAAUGAAGAUAAAAACUACUUCUGUGAUAAUUAUGAUUCUCAGGGAUUUGAGAAAGAUGCACAACAGUUGCUCAUUAUAUUCUGAAAAUUUGGAUCAGUUAAUCAAGGCUGACAGUGACAUUAAUGAACGAUGAUAAUCAAGAGAAAUGUAAUAAACCAUCUGAUAAGUUUUUUUAAAGAUGUCACUAAGAAGAUUAUCUAGAAAUAUUUAUGCCUAGACUUUUUUUUUAUCUUAGAAAAUAAAACCAAAGGAUAAUACCAUUGUAGUGUUGCUACUUUGUUGAAGAAAAACAGACUAAAGAACAUCAAGUUGUCUGUAUCAUUGGCCUUAAAUAUUUCAUCAGUCAUUUUAAAAGCAUCUUUGUUAUGAACACUUAUAUGGGAGACAUUUUCCAUGACCCAUAAUUACCAGCAUUGGUCAGCAGAUCAUUUGGAAUCAGUGUUUGAUGUUGAAGUUUUACCUUAUUAAGACAUUUCUUAUAGUGCUUAAACAUGUCAUCAUUAUUGUUGUUGUGUAAUCAUCCCCCUACCCCCUGUAAAUAGGAUAUGGCAUAAGUUCUUUGAUGGCUUCAAUUUUGCACACACAAAUAAAGUCAAUGGGCCUUUAUUUGAUUCUGGG
This is a messenger RNA of Phodopus roborovskii (desert hamster), 1788 nucleotides long. RefSeq names its product DNA damage regulated autophagy modulator 2 (gene Dram2). The transcript has 10 exons. Gene Ontology annotation, cellular component: lysosome. Gene Ontology annotation, biological process: regulation of autophagy; photoreceptor cell maintenance. NCBI's taxonomy places the organism in Eukaryota, Metazoa, Chordata, Mammalia, Rodentia, Cricetidae. The record is from RefSeq and is a predicted model, not a curated record. Bases 372 to 1172 code for a protein of 266 amino acids.